AUGUCGGACAUAUUCCGACCACUUUUUCGAUCUGUGGAAGGUACGUAUCUGCAUAUCGUCCUGAGAAUACGGUCUGGUCUCCAAGAAAACCUAGUUUCUUAUUCAGAGUUCUAUCUAGACAAGGUCGCGAACAGGCGCGAGCAAUUACGCAAGGCGCAGAAGACCUUCCGCGAACGACGAGACCAAUAUCUCCGCGUCUUGGAGAAGUCCGUCAGACGCCUGCAGCUUACCGAAGCAAGAUUGCAGAACGAAGUCAACCACCUCGAGCAGGAGCUGGCUGCAACGAAAAGCAAACUCGCGCAAUGCGAGGCCGAGCUGCGCAAGACGACCCAGGCGACGCACUACGACUCCCCCUACUUCAGCAAGAGCGGGUAUGCGUCUGGCUCCGGAGAAUUCAAUCUCGCAUCUGAGAGGCGCGGCGCAGCAAGGCCGGCCUACCUCUCACCUCCCAAUGGCAGUGGUGGGAGUGGAGCUGGGGCAUCCGGCAACAGCAACUCCUCCUCUGAGACUCUUGUCUGGAUCGAAACCCAAAAUGGCCAGCCUGUUCAGAUGCAUGUCCAGCAGAAGCAAGAAUUUGGCUUUCUGCCAGCCAGUAGUGGGAAGAACGUUCAUAUUAGCGCGCCAUUGCCGGCCUCGGCCCCUUCAGGCCAAGGUAGAAGCGCGACUGCGAUAUAUGUGGCUCAGCUCGACGCCGUCGUCGUCGCGAUGGAAUUUGUGCUCAAGUACGUGAGAGUGCUAGGCGCACCUCAUCUCCACAUAAUUCCCACAGAUCUCCAAGAACCUAAAUUCAGACCCUUUGCCAUAGAGACAAGAAACUAA
Messenger RNA from Cladophialophora psammophila CBS 110553, 819 nucleotides. RefSeq lists its product as uncharacterized. The transcript has 2 exons. The record is from RefSeq and is a predicted model, not a curated record. NCBI's taxonomy places the organism in Eukaryota, Fungi, Ascomycota, Eurotiomycetes, Chaetothyriales, Herpotrichiellaceae. The coding region runs from base 1 to 819 and encodes 272 amino acids. Gene Ontology annotation, molecular function: DNA-binding transcription activator activity, RNA polymerase II-specific; transcription cis-regulatory region binding. Gene Ontology annotation, cellular component: RNA polymerase II transcription regulator complex.